Messenger RNA from Manis pentadactyla (Chinese pangolin), 6826 nucleotides. RefSeq names its product lebercilin LCA5 (gene LCA5). The coding region runs from base 2794 to 4899 and encodes 701 amino acids. Gene Ontology annotation, cellular component: axoneme. NCBI's taxonomy places the organism in Eukaryota, Metazoa, Chordata, Mammalia, Pholidota, Manidae. The transcript has 7 exons. Gene Ontology annotation, biological process: intraciliary transport. The record is from RefSeq and is a predicted model, not a curated record.
UUUUUGAAUCUGAGAAAUUGUUUUCUUUGGGUAAAUCCUAGGAGUGGAAUUCCCCGGUCAAAUGGUUUUUCUACUUUUAGUUUUUUGAGGAACCGCUAUAUUGCUUUCCACAAUGGUUGAACUAGUUUACAUUCCCACCAGCAGUGUAGGAGGGUUCCCCUUUCUCCCCAUCCUCUCCAGCAUUUGUUGUUCCUAGUCUUUUCUAUGUUGGCCAUCCUAACUGGUGUGAGGUGAUACCUCAUUGUGGUUUUGAUUUGCAUUUCCCUGAUAAUUAGCAAUGUGAAGCAUCUGUUCAUGUGCCUGUUGGCUAUCUGAAUUUCCUCUUUGGGGAAGUGUCUGUUCAUAUCUUCUUCCCAUUUUUUAAUAGGAUUAUUUGCUUUUUGGUUAUUGAGGCAUGUGAGGUCUUUAUAUAUUUUGGAUGUUAACCCCUUGUCGGAUAUGUCAUUUAUAAAUAUAUUCUCCCAUACUGUAGGAUGCCUUUUCGUUCUGCUGAUGGUGUUCUUUGCUGUACAGAAGCUUUUUAGCUUGAUGUAGUCCCAUUUGUUCAUUUUUUAUUUUGUUUCCCUUGCCCAAGGAGAUGCAUUCAGGAAAAAGUUGCUCAUGUUUAUAUUCAAAAGAAUUUUGUGUAUGUUUUCUUCUAAGAGUUUUAUGGUUCCUUGACUUACAUUCAGGUCUUUGAUCCAUUUUGAGUUUACUUUUGGGUAUGGGGUUAGACAAUAAUCCAGUUCAUUCUCUUUCAUGUGCCGUCCAGUUUUACCAACACCAGUUGUUAAAGAGACUGGCAUUUCCCCAUUGUAUAUCUAUGGCUUCUUUAUAUAUAUUAAUUGAUCAUAUAUGCUUGGGUUUAUAUCUGGGCUCUCUAUUCUGUUCCAUUGGUCUAUGGGUCUGUUCUUGUGCCAGUACCAAAUUGUCUUGAUUACUGUGGCUUUGUAGUAGAGCUUAAAGUCAGGGAGCAUAAUCAUCCCCCCUGCUUUAUUUUUCCUUCUCAUGAUUGCUUUGGCUAUUCGGGGUCUUUUGUGGUUUCAUAUGAAUUUUAGAACUAUUUGCUCUAGUUUGUUGACAAAUGCUGUUGGUAGGAUGUUCUUAUUCUUGCUGAAAGUUCUGCAGGACCACUGUUCACUGGAGAGCCUUUUUUCCCCAUUAUUUGCUAUUUUUGAUGUAUAUAAAUUUAUAAUCCUUUUUAAAUGGUAUCACACUGUACAUGCUUUCCUCUAUCCUCAUGUUUGUGUAGCCUGUAGGUCCAUUGGACUGCAGGGGGUGAGCGGCAGUCCCAGCCCCCUUGUGCCUCGCAGCUCCACUUGGUGGUGGCGACCAAGGCUGGACGCGGGGCCCUGGCUGUGGAGUCGGGUGUGACUUCCCUCAUGUUGCAACCGCUGGGUUUCAAUUCAGAUUUCAUCAGUGGGACUUUGGUUUCUUCGAAAUAUUAAUACCAUUACUCUAAUAAAGUAUCCAAUUUCAUUUUAAUAGAAAAUAAACAUAUAUUGUGAGAUAAAAUCAUCUAAAAAUUCAUGUUGCCCAGACUGAUGGUAUUUGUGUAAUAUCCCAUACUUCAUUAACUUCUUUCAGUUCCUGAGUUGGGAUAAGAACACUAAGCAUUUUCAGUGUUUUUCAAUGACUGUGUAAUUGAGAUCAUAUUGUAUACACCAGUUUGAAUUUUUUCUUUACCAUAAUAGAAGCAUUUUCCUUGUUAAAGUUUCUGUAAGCAUUUCUACCAGCUACAUAGUAUGCUGUACUGAUUUUUAUACUUAAUUAUUCCACAGUAGUUAGAUAUUGCUUGCUGCUUUUUUUAGUUCCUCAUUGAACAUUUAUGCCUACAUUUUCUCCCUAUUUUAGGGUGAUUUUCUUGGCAUCCAGAAAUGGGAUUAUUGGAUCAAAGAUUAAAAGCGUAAUUAAAGAUUUAAUACAUCUUGCCAACUUUUUUCCAAAAAUUGUAUGGAUAUCUUCUUAAUAGCCAUUUUGGCAGCCUUAAGUGUUGUUUUGAAGAACCUUUUGAUAAUCUGAUGGGUUUAAAAAUGGUACCUGAGGUUGAAUAUUGUUAUGUGCUGACCAUCUGUAUCACCCACUGUGGAUCUGAACACAUUUGCCCAUCUAACCGGUAGCCUCUUGUUCUCCUCGGGGUGGGAGGAAGGCACUUGACAUGGUAAGGGUGGUGGCCGUUUUGCUGUCGUUGCGAGUACUCUCGCCUUUCUGCAUCUUGUUUACUUUAGUCGCAUUUUGAUGCAGCCAAUCUUCGACAUAUCCUCGUUUAUAUUAACAGGCUCCUUCUUUGCCACUCCGUCCUUACAACAAAAGAAAGAACUGGCAGUUUGAUCUUAUUUACCUGCCAAAAAACAGCAUUUGUGUUUGUUACAGAUCUUAAGAUUUAAGAAAGUCAAAUCAGUGAGCAUUUAUUAGGAAGAAAUUGUGUCAUGCUCUCUCUCGCAGCCAUGACUGUCUUUCCUCCAAAUACUGUUAAGUAACCAUGUGUGAAAAUUAGGUGAAUUAAAUUGCAGCCUCUUUAAAAUUGUAAGCCAUAUAUUUCUUUAUUUUUAUUUUUCAGUGCAAUUAACUGUAGAGACCUAUUUCAUGACAUAUGAUGAGUUUCCAUCCUCCUUAAUUGUAGGGGGAAAAAGUGUACCUUCGGGUUGCUAAUGUGAAUUGUGGACUACAGAUACAUAGAGAAACAGAUUGCACAGACAUGAGUAUUAUCACCAGCAUCUGAAGACUCUAAAAAUUGUUCUUCAGUCUUGUCAUGGAUUUUUCUGGGAUAAAAGAAUCUAUGAAAUUAUGUGAAUAGAGACAAUUUUCAAAGCCAUGGGGGAAAGAGAAAGAAGUCCAGAUACUGAUCAAGGAAGUAAGGCAGGCAAACACCAUUAUUCUUAUACAUCAUCUGAUUUUGGAACUACACCACAGUCUUCUGGCCGGUCAUCGCUGGUCAAUCCCUCUUCACCUACAAGUAUUAUGCAAAAAAAUCCUAAAAGACAAAUUUCAGAUAGCCAAGUAUAUCACCAAGCCCCUAGGAAACCAAGCUCUAAGGGUCCACCAAACAGAAAGGGAGCCCGAGUGGGAUUUCGCUCCCAGAGUCUCAAUAGGGAACCACUUCGGAAAGAGACCGAUCUUGUUACAAAACGAGUUCUUUCUACAAGACUUCUAAAAAUCAGUGAAUUGCAGAAUGAAGUAACUGAACUCCAGGUCAAGUUAGCUGAGCUGCUAAAAGAAAAUAAGGCUUUAAAAAGGCUUCAGUACAGACAGGAAAAGGCCCUGAAUAAGUUUGAAGAUACAGAAAAUGAAAUCUCACGUCUCAUUGCUCAUCAUAACAGUGAGAUCACAGCCCUCAAGGAACGCUUAAGAAAAUCUCAAGAGAAAGAACGGGCAACUGAGAAGAGGGUGAAAGAUACAGAAGGUGAACUACUUCGGACAAAAUUUUCUUUACAAAAACUGAAAAAAAUCUCCGAAGCUAGACACCUACCUGAACGAGACGAUUUGGCAAAGAAACUAGUUUCAGCAGAGUUAAAAUUAGAUGACACCGAGAGAAGAAUUAAGGAACUAUCAAAGAACCUUGAGCUGAGUACUAACAGUUUUCAACGACAGUUGCUUGCUGAAAGGAAAAGGGCAUAUGAGGCUCAUGAUGAAAAUAAAGUUCUUCAAAAGGAGCUGCAGCAACUCUAUCACAAAUUAAAGGAAAAGGAGAGAGAACUGGAUAUAAAAAACAUAUAUUCUAAUCGUCUGCCAAAGUCCUCUCCAAAGAAAGAAAAAGAACUUGUAUCAAGAAAAAAUGCUGCAUGCCAGAGUGAUUUUACAGACCAGUGUACAAAAGGAGUACAAACCAGUGAAGACUUGGAGCUGGAAGAAUUUCCUUUAACACCACAAACAGUUGUGUGUUAUGAAAACAGAUGGGAAGGACCUGAGCACCUUACUUUGGACCUGGAAUCUCAAAGGAGAGAAGAGCAUGAAGAAGCAGGGAUUCUAAACCCAGUUGUGAAAAGGGAAGAAAAAUUAGUUGAAGAUGAAGGACUCCAUGUUGUAAAACUGGAGGUUGAGAACCUGGAGAAUGAGUGGGAAAGAGAAAUACUUGCUAAAAAGCAAAAAGACAAGACAUCUUUGCUGGAGAGAGACAAAAAGGCAGCAUUGGAGGAGACCAAAGGAAGAUACCAAAUGGAAAUGUGCCAAAUUCAGAGUAUUGGUAAGUUCGAAGAGGAAGAAGAAAACAGACUGAAGAGAGAGAUGCUGCUUGCUAAACUGCAUGAAGUCGACAGAGAACUCCAAGGUUCUCAGAACCUGCAGUGUCCUCCUCUGCCAUCGUUACCUGAUUUGGAAUCAAAACUGUGCUCCCCAGAGAGAAGCCCCAAAACAUACGUGUCCUCUGAAUCCUCAGAGAGAUUACCUAAUGGGCAUCAUUUGCAGGACAUCCGUCUUUUAACUGCAAACAUUGGUGAUCAGAAACCAGUAAAUAUUAGAAGCCCAGCCUCUCCAAAUGAGCUUACUUUUGGCAGUUAUGUGCCUUCAUUUGCAAGAACAUCAGGGAAAUUAAAUCCAUUUAGCCAAAAAAGUGGCUUUUUUGAUUUCCAGAGAAACAGUAUAGAGAAAUGUGGUAGAGAUAGCUUAGACUUAAUCACAAGAAAAGAGAGGAAGGCUCAUCUGAUGGAGCAGCUCUUUGGCACCACAAGCAACAGUAUUUCCUCCAGAGUCAAUGACCCAGAUUCUUCGGCUGCCAGCAGAGGCGACUUUGACCCUCUGAAUUUUCUCCCUAGGGACAAAAGCGGCAGGUCUAGACAACAUGACGAAGAUGAGGGCCUUUUCCUCAGUGAAGGAGGAAGCUUUAACCCAAAUAGUCACCGACUGAAACAUGCAAACACUAGGUCAGCAGUAAAGGCAUUCGGUUCUGGAGAAGAUGAAAUCGAGGAAGUAGCGCUGAGGUGACUGAUACCGGUCGCAUCCCCCAGUUGCAGAUGUUGAAGUAUUUUAAUAUGCAUUUAUAAAUACUUAGACUUUCAAUAUUAAAGGUCCUAAAGAGUGGUUUGUAAUAGACAGAGAUUCAGUACAAAUAAGUGGAUCAUAAUGCAUCAUAUAGCUAGUUUGCCAACAAUGAAGGAGCCUUCUUUGAAUGGAAAUGAAAAUAGAGAUAUAUCUUACUUGGUUUUGACUUUUUAUUUACAAAUAGGUUUUGCCUCUUAGAUCAGCCAUAUGGGAAGUUUUACCCCAUGGAGCACAUACUCAUUUCCUAUUUUUAUCCCUAUUUAUUUACUUAUUUUUGGUCAGAUCCUGAGUUAAAUACAAUCUUCCCGAAGAUUGUUGAACAGAAAUUAAGAGCGAGAGGCUCUGUGUGGAAGUACAGCUCCCAAGUGGUGAACCAGGGCUCUGGUGCUGCUGAGAACCCUGCCCUCUAUGGAUGGGGCGGGAGUCCCGUGCAUACAUGGCAUGGCGUAGCUGGAAGCAAUGACAACAUUGGAAUUUCCUUUUUCUCUGGAAGUAGCCACAGUUAAAUGCUAACCAUUUCCCAUUACAAGUCCCACUAAGUCACUUUCGUAAAACUGUGCCAGCACAUUAGGUGGAUUCAGAGGACAUUUGUCUGUUUGCAUGGACAGGUGCCUGCGUGGCUCCCAGAGGCUCACACAGUGUCAUCACUAGUCCCUCUCCUUGUUCCCUACACUGUGUGUAUCAGUGAUGGUGUGAGAUUUCCUGCCCUACCACAGGGAACAAGAAAUUUCAUCUGAUACAGAAGGAUUUUCAGCUCAGUAUUUUUCUAGAGUAAUGUAACUUGGAAGUUUUAAUACUUCUUAGAUUUGCGCUACAGACAAGUCAGUGGACUGUGGUGGUAUAAUGCUUGUGGACAGCCUUGGGCAGCAGUGUUUAGAGAUGUGUCUGCUACCUUGCUGCUGGGUGGGUGGUCUCCUGUUGAAAUGCUUUGGUCCUUGCUGUUUGUAGCUCACUUCAGCUGCAAAGGAUUGAUGACCUUGGAUUAUGCUGGGGAUGAUUGGCCUUUAAGAAGCAGUAACACACCACCAACCGAGCAGAGAACACUGUUCAGAGGAAGAGUGGUGGAAUAGUGUGUCAGGAAGAAUAAAAAAGUGUAGAAUGACACUUAGCUCUAAAACAAGCUUUUUUUCCCCAAGAAUUUACAGUGUAUUUGCUUGUAAUAUGAUUUCUGAUGCCAAGCAUACAGAGUGAUGAAGGGACUAGAGUUACUGUUUUCCCUUGAAUUCUUAUCAGUGCUUAUUUCUGGAUAUAAUUUCAUAACUAUUUGAUAAGACUUACCUGAUUAAAAUAUAUACCACCUAUCAUCAUCUAAAUUGUGUUCCUAUUAUUAAUUGGGAAGUGUACCUCCCAAAAGUGGUAAACUAUAUUUAAAAAUUUUGUUAAUAAAGAUUUUUGUGUCUAAUAUAAAUAAGCAUUUAGUAUGUUGCACAUCAUUCUAAUAUGUGUAACCACAAUAUUACUGUAAUGCAGUUUUUGAUAAAAUAUGAUAUAUUGCUAAUUUUGUUCACAGCUGCUAAUUUUUUACCAAAACUAUUCUAGUUUUUAGGUUGUUUGGUUUUAAAGCCUUUUUAAAAAGCCUUUCAGUGAAGUUUUAUAUUGAGGUCAUUUUUAUUAGUCAAUUGUUUUUUUCUACCUGGUGUUUUUUCUAGCCUCUUUCACUAUAUGCAACAUGACAGAAUUAUUAAAAUUAAACCUAAACUUAAAAUCAAGUUUUAGACAUAGUAGCAUUACUGUUUUAAGCAUUAAGAUUGGAGAUUAAAAUGUUCAGAAUAGAUUUUUCUUCAUGAACAAACAGUGAAACAUAUUUUUUCUAAAUGUCAAGUUAAAUUUGUGCUCAGGACUCUUAAUAAAAAAAUUUUUUUAAAUGCUA